Anthonomus grandis grandis is the source of this 4559-nucleotide messenger RNA. It is a transcript of the gene Pkn, whose product is annotated as serine/threonine-protein kinase N. Gene Ontology annotation, biological process: protein phosphorylation; signal transduction. The transcript has 17 exons. Bases 389 to 3685 code for a protein of 1098 amino acids. The record is from RefSeq and is a predicted model, not a curated record. NCBI's taxonomy places the organism in Eukaryota, Metazoa, Arthropoda, Insecta, Coleoptera, Curculionidae. Gene Ontology annotation, molecular function: small GTPase binding; ATP binding; protein serine/threonine kinase activity.
UAAAAACAUUACAUAGGAUUCAUAGGAUGUAAAGCGGUUUUUCUGGACUUCUUUCUGUUAUAACGGUUCUUUUUGGGGGCACCCCGUAUUAAUACCAUCUGAAAAUCGGAGACCGAUCAGUGGCAACGUCGCGUCUAUUUCAUUCAAGUCUCGAAUUCCACAAAAACAGUAGAUCAGCGCUUGCGGAGUGGUGUAUGUAUUAAAUGCGUGCGAAAAAACACUCGUAAAUCGUCCAAAUACGCGCUCUAAUCUAAUCAAACAAAUAAAUUUCUAUUUAUUUGAACUGUUGUUAUUAUGGUGGUCUCGUAAGUGCCGCCGUAACCGGAUCCAAAAGUGCCUAAAAAGACGGUUUUUAAUUAGGUGAUGUAAAGUUCACAUUCAACCCAAUAUGGCGGACACGUAUUUUCAGGGGGACUACAUAAGACACCCUGUGGUCUACGAAUUGUCUCACAAGUAUGGACUGCCCACCGAGAAUCUUAGUGAUUCUCAGCUUCCAAUCAGGCUGGAGGAGCUUAAGGAGAAUAUUAGAAAGGAAAUACGUAAAGAACUGAAGAUCAAAGAAGGCGCCGAAAAACUGAGAGGAGUGUCGACCGAUAGAAAAUGCCUGAGCCAAGUCGCCUCGAUGGUGAAGAACUCCAACUUCAAACUCACCGAACUGAAGAACGAGCUCAGCGAGUUGGAGUCCCAAAUUAUUUUGUCCCAGGGUCAAACCUCGCCCGCGUCGAAUUGUUUGUUUCCCUCAAACGGAGAUUCCCUUCCACGACUAGGAUCCUCCCCACACAACGACAAAAUGAGCCCAAACCAUUUAAGCAGAAUCGAGAACCUGGAAAAGCAACUAAACAUUGAGCAAAAAGUGAAACAGGGAGCGGAAAACAUGAUCCAGAGUAUCGCCACGUCCAGGGACAAGAAACUACUCAUCGAGGCCCACCAGAUGCUGCAGGAUUCCAAGAAAAAGAUAGAAUAUUUAAAAAUGAAAAUUACCAAGAUGAGACACGACGUAGACCAAAAAUCCCGUACAACUGGUUCGGUUCACGACCUGACCUCUAACGGAGCCGACUUUAACAAUCUGGACUUGGAGCCGGUUUUGGACGAACGAAUUGAAGAUUUAAAGCAUCGGCUUCGGGUGGAAGCCGCGGUGGUAGAAGGCGCCAAGAAUGUUAUUAAGUCGUUGCAGAACGGGUCUAGGGAGAGAGGCGAGAAUAGAAAGGCUUUACAAGAGGCACAAGAAAGUUUGCGUGCCAGCAGUAUGAAACUAGACCUGCUGCGAAAGUCUUUGGAGCAGCGUAAAUCGGAGCUGCCUCCCGAUUCGCCUGCGGCGAUGCUCCUUAAGGAAGAACUGGAUAAGACGCAGACCUUCAGUCCUGCGGCGGUGUCUUACAACAGUUUACAACCCUUCCGGGUUAGAAGCGACAGCGACAAGAUGCAUAACGCGUCGAGUACUAUUAAUAGGUGCGCGGCUGUAACUGGUACUUUAGAAGUAAGAUUAAUGGGGUGCCAAGACCUGUUAGAAGACGUACCGGGACGGCCAAAAAAGGAAUCGGACGGCAGCUCAAGUCCUAUGGACCUCAGGUUUUUCAAAAAAGGUGUUACGGGCAGAAGUUCCUCGAAAAGUUACAGCGUGAAAGAAGACGUGAGUGAUGAAAUAAUGGCAGUGCUAAAACUAGACAAUAACACGGUGGCCCAGACUAGUUGGCGGCAAUGCUCUCAACAAGCCUGGGAUCAGAGGUUUUCCAUAGAAUUAGACAAAUCCCGCGAGCUAGAAAUAGGCGUUUACUGGAAAGAUUGGCGGUCCUUGUGCGGAGUGAUAUUUUUAAAAUUAGAAGAGUUUAUUGACAACGACAGGGACGGGAUGGUCUUGCACCUUGAGCCUCAAGGUCUAAUUUUCGCAGAGAUCAAAUUCCUGAACCCGAUGAUCUCGAAACGACCCAAACUGCAACGUCAGAAGAGGAUUUUCAAGCAAGUGAUGCCGAGGGCCAAACAGAUGAAUAUUAAUAUUGUCACGUGGGGCAGGUGGAUGAAACAAUCGAACCGGGUACCGAGUAGGCAGAAUCUUACUCUGAGUACGCCCGAAAUAUCGCAGAACGAACCUCUCGACGACAAACCAGAAACGCCCGGCGAAUCACCGGAUCCGAACUCGUUCGGGUUAAGCGGACAACGCCCGCUGGGCGUGGCGCCGUUACCGGUGGCCCCGCCCAAGGUGCCUCGCAGUUUCUCGGGCUCCCACUCGCAUCCGUCCACGCCGAGUCCGGGUACGGCCAGUACCAACGAGUGGAUCAUUUCACCCCCGACGACGCCUCAGGAGAUGGUCACGACGACGCCCCCUGUGGCGGCCAAGAGGUGGAUGGAACCGCCGCUGGUCUCGCCCCCGCCUAUACCACCACGCUUAGAUCCCGAGAGCGCAGCAGCUCUCCGCGAAUUCGACUUCCUGGAGGAAGAACAGGAGGCGUUCGCGAACGCAACUUUCACUCAAACAGUCGAAAUAAUCCAACCGAACAACGAUUUCUUUUUUGUCUUACCUAGUCCUCAGCCGGUCAUCGAGUUUCCCGACGACGAGCCGUUGUUCGAUCAGGCGCCAGUAGUACUACGUCCACGACCGGUAGCCCGCGAGUUGGGUUACAGGGACAGCGCGUACGAAUCCCGCAGACAGUCCCAGCAACUUGCCCAACCCAGCCCCAAUCAGGGCAUGGGCGUGGACCAGUUCAAGUUGAUCAGUGUUUUGGGCCGCGGUCACUUCGGUAAAGUAAUCCUUUCCCAAUACAAGGUCACCGGGGAGUAUUUCGCCAUUAAAGCGUUGAAGAAGGGCGAUAUCAUUGCCAGAGACGAGGUGGAAUCGCUAUUAUCGGAAAAACGGAUUUUUGAAGUGGCAAACAACAUUCGUCAUCCUUUCCUCGUGAAUCUGUUCGCUUGUUUCCAAACGGACGCGCACGUCUGCUUCGUGAUGGAAUACGCCGCCGGCGGCGACCUUAUGAUGCACAUCCACGCCGACGUUUUUACAGAACCCAGGGCCGUGUUUUACGCCGCCUGUGUAGUUUUAGGUCUGCAAUAUCUUCACGAAAACAAAAUUAUAUACAGAGACCUGAAACUAGACAACCUCCUUCUCGACACCGAAGGAUACGUGAAAAUCGCGGACUUCGGUCUGUGCAAGGAGGGCAUGGGCUUCGGAGACCGGACCGGCACCUUUUGCGGCACCCCCGAGUUUUUGGCGCCCGAAGUCUUAACGGAGACGUCGUACACACGCGCGGUCGACUGGUGGGGCCUCGGCGUCCUCAUCUUCGAGAUGCUGGUCGGCGAGAGCCCCUUCCCCGGCGACGACGAGGAAGAGGUCUUCGAUAGUAUCGUCAACGACGAGGUGCGCUACCCUAGGUUCUUGUCUUUGGAAAGUAUUGCCAUUAUGAGAAGGCUGUUGCGCAAAGCACCAGACAGAAGGCUGGGGUCGAGCGAACGUGACGCCGAGGACGUGAAAAAACAGGCCUUUUUCCGGAACAUCAAGUGGGAGGAACUGCUCCACCGGAGAGUACCCCCGCCAUUUGUGCCUACCAUUCAAUCAUCGGAAGACGUAAGCAACUUCGACGAAGAAUUCACCUCCGAAAAAGCCCAACUAACUCCACCCAAAGAACCUCGAAUCUUAACCAAUCAAGACCAGGCUCUCUUCAGGGAUUUUACUUAUAUAGCGGAAUGGUGCUGACAGUAGUUGAUUAUUGUAAGGUCCGGUGUAUCUUUUUUUUUUGUUUUUAAAAACGAAUUAUUUGUUUAAAUGGCCCUUUUCAAAAUCUGUUUGUUAAUUGAUCGAUCAAUUUUACGAAUAAUUGUUUUUUAUAGCGUUCUUUGUUGAUGAUGGUUAUUUGCUCCAGUUUAGCUCGACAGGUGACAAUAAAAAUGCCGGUUUAUAUAACGAAACGUGCUAAUUGUUUAGAUUUAAGGCUCGCGACGUUCUGCCUAAAAAUCAUACAGGGUGUUUUAGCUAUUUUAUAUUCACUUUUUUUUGGAUCACCUAGUCUUGUUUAAGCAUUGUUAAUUAUUAAAAGUAUAUCUUUUUAUCAAGUGCAUUAUUAAUAUUAUAUUGUAUUGUGUAGAUUUUUACUCAACUACUUUUAUUGUUAAGGAUAAAAACGACUUUUUAUGGAAAUAUUGCCUUCAAGACUGUGAGAUUUUUAAUGGGGGUGUUUUAAAAACUUAAGGAGAGAUUGACAAUAAUUAAUGUGGAAACAUUUUUAAGACACCCCGCGCUAGUUGGAUUUCUUUUUCGAAAGUGCCUGUUACAAAAGCAACUACAUGCUCAUAUUUUUUGUAAAUAUUUUUUUAAAUACUAGUAAAUAUACUAACAUAUAUAGAUUCUAGUAAAGUUCGUUUAGUUCGAAAAGUAAUCGAUACAUAUUUUUCGACGCUUUAAUAUACAUAAUUAUCUACUAUUAGGUUUUAAUACAUACACCCACGGUUGAACUCUCGAUUUUAUUAUUUAUAUAUAUUUUUUUUCUCUUAAUGAUAAGCAUCACUAAGAAUAAUGCCCAUUGUUAUUUGAAUGAUUUAAUAUUUAAAUUAUAUUUUGUUCUAUGCCAAAA